Messenger RNA from Propithecus coquereli (Coquerel's sifaka), 1015 nucleotides. It is a transcript of the gene STARD3NL, whose product is annotated as STARD3 N-terminal like. The record is from RefSeq and is a predicted model, not a curated record. NCBI's taxonomy places the organism in Eukaryota, Metazoa, Chordata, Mammalia, Primates, Indriidae. Bases 284 to 1015 code for a protein of 243 amino acids. The transcript is spliced from 7 exons.
GAGCGAGAUGCGGACCCUGUGCGUCGACGUCAGCGUGCUGACGUCACGGGUCGGGUACUCGAGGAGGUCCCGGGGCCGCUGACUGCAGGCGGUGGUCCGCGCGUCGCCUGCUGGACUCGGUGCUGGGUCCCGCCCCAGUGAGCCCCGCCUUUCCACCUGGGGCGCAACCGCGGAGCCGCAGUCCCGGGGCCAGCGUAGGGCGGCCGGCCGGGAACCACCCGAUGAGGUCUCUUGUUUCUAGGGAUGGUGAAGUUGGAAAAAGGCUCCUUUAACCCGCCCCAGGAUGAACCACCUGCCAGAAGACAUGGAGAACGUUCUUAGUGGGAGCCAGAGCUCCCAUGCUUCUUUGCGCGGCGUCCAUUCCAUCAACCCCACCCAACUCAUGGCCAGGAUUGAAUCCUAUGAAGGAAGGGAAAAGAAGGGCAUAUCUGAUGUCAGGAGGACUUUCUGUUUGUUUGUCACCUUUGACCUCUUAUUUGUAACAUUACUGUGGAUAAUAGAGUUAAAUGUGAAUGGAGGCAUUGAAAACACGUUAGAGAAGGAGGUGGUGCAGUAUGACUACUACUCUUCUUAUUUUGACAUAUUCCUUUUGGCAGUUUUUCGAUUUAAAGUGUUAAUACUUGCAUAUGCUGUGUGCAGACUGCGCCAUUGGUGGGCAAUAGCGUUGACAACAGCAGUGACCAGUGCCUUUUUAUUAGCAAAAGUGAUCCUUUCAAAGCUUUUCUCUCAAGGGGCUUUUGGCUAUGUGCUGCCCAUCAUUUCAUUCAUCCUGGCCUGGAUUGAGACAUGGUUCCUGGAUUUCAAAGUGUUACCUCAAGAAGCAGAAGAAGAAAACAGACUCCUGAUAGUUCAGGAUGCUUCAGAGAGUGCGGCACUUUUACCCGGUGGUCUUUCUGAUGGUCAGUUUUAUUCCCCUCCUGAAUCUGAAGCAGGUAAAAAAUUUGAUUCUGUCCAUUGUUCAAAUGCUCUGUCCCCCCUCCCUCUCUCUCCCCACUCUAUUUCUCAUUAUGCUUAG